AUGGAGAUCUUCAACAUCGUGAUGCAAGCUGAUGCCACCGCUUAUACCAUAUGGACAAGCAUUGAGAACUUAAUCUGUGAUAAUAAAAAGAGUCGCGUUAUCUUUCUCAAGGCAGAGUUUCGCAAUCUCGUCCAGGGUGACAUGUCCAUCACGGACUAUUGCGGCAAGCUCAAGACACUCGCUGAUGCUCUUGGUGAUGUUGACCAACCCAUCUCAGACGAGAUGCUUGUUCUCACCACACUCCAUGGACUGAACAAGAACUAUACUACCAUGGCCACCUUAUUGCCCAUGCAAACGCCAUUUCCUUCCUUUAUUCAGGCAUGCUCCCUACUUUUGCUUGAAGAAACCUGUCUUGCUAAUGUUGCCAAGAAGACCGCAGCCACUUUCCUUAUGUCUGCGCCAUCCUCCAUCAGCUACAAUUCCAACGAUGGCUGUAAACGUGGUGGCUGUGGUAAUAACAGCGGACGCAGCGGCGGGGGUGGAUGUGGCGACUGUAGUGUCUAUCGCUGCGGUCGUAAUUGGAGCGGUGAACGUGGCAUGAGUCGUGGCUCCAGCGCUUAA
Molecule: messenger RNA, 561 nt
Organism: Dioscorea cayenensis subsp. rotundata (Guinea yam)
Lineage: Eukaryota; Viridiplantae; Streptophyta; Magnoliopsida; Dioscoreales; Dioscoreaceae
Exons: 1
Coding region: 1-561 (186 amino acids)
Source: RefSeq, a predicted model, not a curated record